Messenger RNA from Podarcis lilfordi (Lilford's wall lizard), 43206 nucleotides. The record is from the annotation of a GenBank genome assembly. Lineage: Eukaryota; Metazoa; Chordata; Lepidosauria; Squamata; Lacertidae.
GGAGAGGACUACAAUUCCCAGCAGCGCUGCGAGCCUCGCCUGCCUCCGCCUCCCCAGCUGGCUUGAAGGCUGUUAUUGUUGUUGCUAAAAGGUUAGUGGAACAGCUGGUUGCUCUCUGGGUAAGAGACGUCUUCGGGAUUGGGGAGGGGGACGUGGCUACUUUCUCUCCUCCUCGCCUUUCUCGGCUGCUCGGAAAGCGGAUGGCUCAAACGGACUGGGGGUGCAGUGGGGCGCCUUGCUCUAUUCCAGGAGCUUUUAAUUCCCCCCCACACUUCCUGCGAAUGCUGUGAGCAAAACAAUAUGUAAGCAAAGAGGGGGAGUGACUUGCCUCCCCCGCAGUCAAAGGAGUCGUUUGCAUUGAUUUCCACUCCUUCGUCGCUGAAAUGAAUCUGGGGAGGGCUGGGGAAGGCAAGAAAGGCUCCAACGGGCCUUUAAUCCUGAGCUUGCGGCACAAAGGGUUGAGGUGGUGAUGGGGGAAAAAGACCAAGGGAAUCUCUGAACCCCUGUACCAAAUGCUAAGGUCUUUCCUGGCUACUUUUACUUUUCUUUCUUUCUUUCUUUCUUUCUUUCUUUCUUUCUUUCUUUCUUUCUGCCACCCCCCUCUUUGCACACACAAGCCUCCAGAAUCUGUCAGUUUGGAGACAGCCCAAGCCCUCCUGCCUCCAUACUUAAUAGGCCUGGGAUAUUCUAUGCCUGCCAUACCUCCCUCCCCUCUGUUCUUAUUAUUACGCUCUCUGUCUUGGAUAUUAUUCCUGUCCUGGGGCCUCCCAGAAAAUGUAUUAACAGCGAAUGAGAUGCGAGGUCCGCUGCGCGAGAGGCUUGUGUUUAUUUGAAGACAGCCUGGGACUUCUGGUUUCUUGAAAACAAAGUUUCCCUUUGUUUGGCUUCCAGCCGCAGGACUCCCAACCCUGACGCCUGCUAGGACGCUUUUACAGGAGAGUCAUAAUAGCCUUUCCCGAAACAAGGUGGGGAUUGAGCACUCCAAAUGGCAAGCCAUUUCACCAUCCCCUUGUAAAGGAGGAGGAUGGGCUCCUGUUGCGUAAGCCUUGCAGCAGGCCAGCCAGGUCCUCAAGGCUUCUCCUUGAGCCUUCCCACGCUUCUGCCUGUUAGAUGGAGAGAUCUGAUUGCUGGUUUGUUUUGCUGUACCCUGCACAGACAUGUCUGGGCUCUCUGCUGGGCUCUGAUUGGUGUUCCUCUUGCAAAAGCACCGCCCAGAUGCUCCGGGAGAAGGGAAUUUGGCCAAAAGUGCUGGGAGCUGCCAGGCGUUCAUUACCCAUGUGGUUUGGCCGGGACUCUGCCUGGGUCAUGGGGCAUAUUGGGAUAAGCUUGUUGCCUUGACUUGUUGUGUAGAUCCGAAAGCAUCUCGUGUGACAAGGUUUCAUCACAGGCUUCCCCUACUGAGAAAGGUUGGAAGGCCUAUUUAGAAUCGAUCUGAGAAAAAGUGGAUUGAUGAGGUUGAUCAAAUUAUGUAUGGUGUGUGGAAAGUAUACAGAGAAAAUGUGUCCGUCCGUCCCCCCAUUCUCUCUCUCUCUCUAAUGUACAAAGGGACGCGGGUGGCGCUGUGGGUUAAACCACAGAGCCUAGGACUUGCCGAUCAGAAGGUCGGCAGUUCGAAUCCCCGCAACGGGGUGAGCUCCUGUUGCUCGGUCCCUGCUCCUGCCAACCUAGCAGUUUGAAAGCACAUCAAAGUGCAAGUAGAUAAAUAGGUACCGCUUUGGCGGGAAGGUAAACGGCGUUUCCGUGUGCUGCUCUGGUUCGCCAGAAGCGACUUAGUCAUGCUGGCCACAUGACCCGGAAACUGUACGCUGGCUCCCUCGGCCAAUGAAGCGAGGUGAGCGCCACAACCCCAGAGUCGGUCACGACUGGACCUAAUGGUCAGGGGUCCCUUUACCUUUACUCUAAUGUACACACUACCUGGGGUCAUCCAAGGAAGCUGAGAGGUGGGACAUCCAAACAGACAAAAGGAUGUACUUCUUCACAUAUUCAUGGAGGAUAACUCUGACAGUCUGGUCACGGUCGUCAUAGGGCUAUUUCUCUCCUGCUCUGCUGUAUGGACUUCCCAUGUGCCCCUGUGAGAAACGAGAUGAGGAACUAGAUAAGCCUUUGGUCUUUUCCAGCAGGGCUGCUCUUAGGUUUCUGUGCACUAAACAAUAUGUUUGUAUGUGUAAAAGUAAUUGUCAAGGGUCCGUUUCAUGCGCUUGCAAGCACCCAGCCAAGAGAUCUGUGCUGUGCACUCCCAUCCCUGUGCAACACGCCUGCUACUCCAGCAGCAACAUAGAACUUGGUUAUUUGAUCCUUGUUACGCUAAUAAGAAUCUAAGAAUUGCUUUGCCCUUGCUGGGUGACAGCAACGUUCAUAUCACUCCGCAUUCCCUCUUCCAUCCCAUUGUGCUAGCACAACCAUUCAGUUGAAUAUCACCCAUAUUUGUGCAAAGUUUGGGGUGACAAAACCCUCCUCUUUCUAAAAAAGCUAUUGUGCUACCAUGAAGACUAGAAACUUUUCAUUUUUUAAAAAAAUACUCAGUGGUGCAGCAUGCCAAAGUUUCACAUGAGACCUCUUCAUUACUAGUCUGGGCAGGCUCCAAGAUUUGCAGGCAAGGGAGCAGAGAAGUAUCAGAUAUGGUUAUAUCAUUAGGAAACAAAUCAGUUCCUUGCAUUGUCUCAAGGCCAAAGUUAAUAAUAAUUGCUGUAUAUGGUAAAAGUCAAGAGUGCUGGUAUCUGGACUACAUUCCACCGUAGAUGACUGAUGCCUUACCUUGAUGACAAAUAAUCCUUUUCACCCUGCCUUCAAAUUUACGAUGCUAUGAGCCUGGGUCUCGGUUUAGCCGCUUUGCGGCUGGUCUUUAUUGUUAUGUUUUGUUUUUAUAAAUGUAUAAGCUUGAGGUCGCCAGUAAAACGUAUUUUCUCUAGUGCAGCAAAUUCAAAUCAAAAUAAAUAAACAAGACCAGUAAAGUCACAAAACCAGCAGGCCAUAGUCAGAUGACAAAACUCUAGAAAAGCCAUCCCAUUAAAGAAAAAAGAAAAAGUUGGAAUGUCUGGGCAAAUAAGCAAAUGUCUCUUGCCUAGUACCAACAUCAGUUUGGGUAUCAGACAAGCUUUUCUGGGGGAAACGUCCCAAAUAUGCAACACCACAACCAAUAAAGACCUUUAUCUUGUUAUCUCCCACCUGACUUUUGAUGUUCAUAUGUUGACCCCUGAGGACGCAUAUAAGGGGACUCUUAUAAUGGCCUCUACCAUGCGCUCAGUGAGUUCCAGCAGCUCAGUUUGUCAGUGGGCUCUGCUCCCUUGUAGGCAGAAAGCAAUAGUUAACACCUGGGAAGACCACGAAGGAGGGCAGGAAAUGCCAGCGGAAUAAUCUGGGCACCUUAGGGAUGCCGUGUUAUUUCUGUUGCUGAAACCGGACAUGAAUGUUGUUUUUAUUCUGAGAAUCUUCUGUGAGCCUCUUUGAGAGCCUCUCAGCUCUAUGAUGCGGGAAAUAUUAGUGUUCUAAAAUAAAUACAUAUAGAACAGGCUCAUAUUGUAGGAGCAGUCCUUAUAUAUGCUGUGCUCUGGGCAAAACUAAAGAGAGUGCUGUCUGUCAGCGGCCCACACAAGAAAGAAACCUCCAGUUCCUCAAUUCUUUAGGUUAAGUCAGUGGUUUUCAAACACUCUGCAGGGAAUUUUUCGUCUGUUGACUUCUGUGCUAAGGAAAUCCUAUACUGUACAUUUGCCACAGAACCGAUUAGUAUUGCAAUGCAUUCUGGGAUGUGUGCCAGUUGCCCAGUAAAUUUAUAUGCAGUGCUAACUGGGCCUGUUGGGUCUAGCUGUUGCCCCACACCAAGAGUGGCUGAAUGUGACAGGGGGACACAAAUAGUAGUGGGUAAACUGUCUUUCAAGGAAAUUUGGUCACCUCUGUUGGUGUUUUGAGUGAGGAGCCCACAGUGAGCUUUUAAGGAACCCCUGAAUUUCUCCUCACAGCACAAUUUGAAGACCACUGGGUCCAAUGAAAUCAAUGAGUGUUCAAAUUCUUACUCAUCUCUAAGCCAAGUCUAUACAAGUUUCUAGCCUCUUGGUUUUCCCAGCUAUAUGCCAUGGCACUGCUACCUGGGGAUGGAAAUAAAACUUCAUAGAGAACACCAGCAAAUCGUUCUCACCUCUGUCGCUGGUCUUUCAGUUCCAGUUAUGGGCAGCACUGGCAAAACCUGAACUCUUAAUUUAUUUACUGCCAAAAGCCUUUUCAGCCGUGCCCCACCCACUUGACAAUGGCAGUGCAGCAAAUCUAUGUGAAGCAGUAGAGACCUAUCUUACUAUUACAUAAUAUUAUAUAGCAUUUUUGUAAGAUGAAAUGGAGCGUUUGAGCAAAACAAGCAGGCCAGCAGCUCCAGUGAGCAGAGGAAACAAAUGAGUGGGCACGUGGGUGGCCCAGGCUGGCUUUCUCGUCUUCCCUUGAUUGUUGCCGCCGCCACCCGCAAUAAUAAUAAUAAUGUCCCAUCCAUCUGACUGGGUCCCCCAGCCGCUCUGGGCAGCUUCCAAUAUACAGUACAGUGGUACCUCAGGUUAAGAACUUAAUUCAUUCUGGAGAUCCAUUCUGAACCUGAAAAUGUUCUUAACCUGAAGUACCACUUUAGCUAAUGGGGCCUCCUGCCGCCGCCACACUGCUGCCACACGAUUUCUGUUCUCAUCCUGAAGCAAAGUUCUCAGCCCGAGGUACUAUUUCUGGGUGAGCAGAGUCUAUAACCUGAAGCGUCUAUAACCUGAAGCAUCUGUAACCCAAGGUAUCACUGUACAGUCAUACCUCAGGUUACAGAAGAUUCAGGUUGCAUUUUUUCAGGUUACGAACACGCCGAAAGUACUGGAAUGGGUUACUUCCGGGUUUUGGCGGUUGUGCAUGCACAGAACCGCUAAAUUGCUCUCUGCGCAUGUGCAGAAGCGCCAAAUUGGAACCUGCGCGUGCGCAGACGUGCACUGCUGGUUGCGAACGCUGCGGGUUGCGAACGUGCCUCCCCCACGGAUUACGUUCGCAACCCGAGCGUCCACUGUAUAUGAAAACACAGCAAAACAUUACACGUUAAAAAGUUUCCCUAUACAAUGGUACCUCGAGUUACAUACGCUUCAGGUUACAGACUCCGCUAACCCAGAAAUAGUACCUUGGGUUAAGAACUUUGCAUCAGAAUGAGAACAGAAAUUGUGCAGCGGCAGCAGGAGGCCCCAUUAGCUAAAGUGGUGCUUCAGGUUAAGAACAGUUUCAGGUUAAGAACGGACCUCCAGAACGAAUUAAGUUCUUAACCCAAGGUACCACUGUACAGGGCUGCCUUCAGAUGUCUUAUAAAGCGUAUAGUUACUCAUCUCCUUGACAUCUGAUGGGAGGGCGUUCUGUACUUGUUUGCAUGCAUGCACAGCAGGGUGAGGGAAGUCUGGGGUCCGAGAAAGCAGGCAGCCCAGCUGAACGAGCGAGCUAACAGGUGAAGGGGGUGAUCUAGAGUGAGCAGGCAGGCAUCGUUGUCACCAAGGAGGGGGAAGUGUUUUCCCCCUUUGUCUGCCACCACCACCAUCAGAAGGAAGUGUGCCCUUCAAAAUGCACCCUUCCAUCUGUCGGGAUCAGCACAGGGUGAAGGGGAGAAGGACUUUCUCUGCGUUCCCUUCUCCAUGAGUGGUGUUAGCAGUGGGAUCCUGGGAUUGGGCAAGCUGUGAGGGGAUGGGGGAUUUGGAAGAGGGUAGGGGAUAGGGAUCACCACGGGGGAAAUUAAUUUGGGGCAAGCAUGCAGAGGAGAUGAACACAAAUAACAGGGAAAGGCAGUAGCUCAGUGGGCAGAGCAUGUGGUUUGCAUACAAACUUCAGUCCCCUACAUCUCCUACAACAACGUUGUUGUUAAGUGUGAACAAAGGAAGACAGUUCCAGAUAAAGUGGCUUAUUGUGGAGCAACCUGUGGUUGCAUUUGUGAGAUGGUGGGCUGCCAUGCAUUUAACAGACAUGACUUUCCUCAAGGAAACUGUAGUUUACCCCUCACUGAGUGCCAAUGCCCAACACUCUUCACAAACUGCAGUUCCCAGGAUUAUUUGGGGGACAGUCAUGCACAUUAAAUGUGCUUUAAAUGUAUGGGGUGUGCAGCCUAUAUCUUGGGUGCAGCUGGAGGUUAGAAGGGGUCACUGAUGACUGAGGUGGCAGCUGUGCUCCACCCGAGACAUUUUCUUGAGGUGAAAUAGUUAAUGGUGCUGAUGUGUGAGAGAGAGAAAGAGAGAGAGGUGAUGGUGAAGGAGGAACAGGGCAGGACCAAGAGAUGCUACUGCCUAAGGCUAAGACUAGGAUGCAUAGUUGUCAACCGUCCCUUAUUUGGCGGGAAACUCCCUUAUCCCAGUGCCAUGUCCCGCUGCUGUCCCUUAUUGAUGGAUGUCCCUUAAAUUUCCCGGGUUUCAAAGGAAGCAGCUCCUCUCCCUCCCUCCCUCCCUCCCUGCCGGCCAGGGAGGAGGGAGGCUCCAACUGUGUUUCUUGGCUGCCCGGCCCGCCCCCCUCCGGCCUCCUCUCACCAGCCUCAGCCCCUGGGAGCCCAGCCAGGACUGGCGGGAGCCUCGGGCCCUUCCGCUGCCAUCCUCCUCGCGGCUGCCGAACUGAGUGUCUCUGCCUGGGGCCUCACCUCUGCCUGUCGCCGCAGCUCCCGCUCCUGCUAGGCCGUACUGCGGCUGCGCCGCCAAAGGACCCAGAUGAGAUGGGCAGCCUGGCGCGGCCUAUGAAUUGCUAAGGAGCCUUGAGAGGAGAGCGAGCGCAACCAUAGAGAAAGCAGUUCAGAGAGAAGAGUAGGCGGAGGAGUAGGCGUGGGCAGGUGUUCCAAGGGCUACAAGGGAAGGACCGCAAGCGCUUCUCCCAUAGAUUUGUAGUGGUAGACUAGCAUAGAUGGUCUGAUCUGCGGCUUUACUUCGGGCGCUAUUUCCCCCCCCCCUUCCUCCCGCCCCACUUGAUGGAAUUGAGAGCUGCAGAUGGAGCACAAGAAAAAAGAUACAGAACUGCAGCAGCAUCUUUGUAGCUUGGACUUUGUUUUGUGCAAAAAGUGGUUGCUGCUUGUAGUUAUUUAAUUGCAGUGUUUCAUCGGCUGGUGUCUUGAGCAGCGACCUCUGGAAACGAAGGGCUAAAAACUGGCACUGCUCUCCCAAAUUAUCUGGUCCCUUUUAACUUCAGCUGAUUGACUAAAAUCCCUUUUUUUGGCUGCUGGUCCCUUAUUUUCAAAUCUUUAAGUUGACAGCUAUGCUCAGGGGUGCCAGCCCCACUUAAGAACACAAUACAAACCCUGCUAGAUAAGGCCAACGGCCUAUCUAUUCCAGCAGCCCGUCCUCACAAUGGCCAGUCUGUGGGCAGCCUACACACUGGACCUCAGCACAACAGCACUUCCACAUUUCUCGGCAAUUGGUAUUCAGAAGUCUCUUGCCUCUGACAGUGAAGGGAACUGUCGUGGAAGAUCCUGCUUCAAAUCUCUGCCCAUUCAGUAAUGAAAAUUGCUGUGUGGCUCGGGGGCAAUGUCUCCCUCAGCCUAUCUUCCUCCUAUCAUAUUGGUUGUGUGAAUAAAAGAUUUGGAUGCAUCCAUGUGCCCUUUCCACUGAAGGUGCCAGGGAAAUUGUUACGCUUAAUUAUAAUAAUGCCAAAUGAACACCGAUAAAGGUGGCCAACCUGUCUGGGUGUGGCUGUUCACUCCCUCCCACAACUCUGCAUUGCACAGUUGUUGUCAUUAGUUUUCAGGAAAGGAGCAUGACCUGGUUGUGUCAUUUCCUGUAACCAACAUUGGCCUACCUCUGUGAUUUUACAGAGGACGGAAUCCAAUCUCACGCUAAGUCUUGUUCUCCUGGUGCGAGGAUUUCUCCUUGCCCGACAGGGUGUUAAGCCAUCUCUCCUCCCCCCCUCCCCAGUCUAAAUUUGCUGUAGGGGUUACCGCAACCCUCUAGAGCAAAUUUGGGGAGGGUGUGGCGUGCACGAUUGGGGGGGUGCUGGCAUUUGUGCUGCACAAGCAAAAAUCCUUGCAGUGGCAAGGUGCAGUUGGUGAAUAAUCCGGAAUCUCAUGCAAAAAGUGGAUUCCAGGCAUGUUCGUUUUCUAAAUCCCUCACUCGCAGAAUAUCAACACAUUAUCACCUCUCUCUUUCUCCCGCCAAAUUUCCCACUGCCACCACCCUUUGAAGCCUCAUAGCUGCAUAUUCCUGCACUGAUCCUGAGUCCCUUCCAACUCUAUGAAUUUCUGCCAUGUCCUUAACUUAACCCAUUAGCCCUACUGAAACAACGCCUUAUACACAAUGGCGCUGAAUCACAUUCAUUCACUCUUUAUCUUUGCCUCUCCUCUCCCUCUGGUGACUUUCCUCAUUGUCUCAGUGCAGACUGUAAGCUCCUUGGAGCAGAGACUUGCCACACACACACACAUACACACACUUCAAUGCAGUGGUAUAAAUCAGUCGUGACACUUCAUAAUGAAUAGGUCCUCGUAGUUGUGGAAAUACAAUCUGCAAAAGAUCGAGGGGGUGAUAUUUCUGUGUCCUGCGUAGCUAUGACCUUUCCUCGUGAUCUCUAUCAACGCUGCUCUGCAAAUGCAUCCCCCACUGCCCAUUGCAUCCUUACAUUUCCCCUUCCUGCCUGAAGGCAACAUUUUGCUGAAAGUUUCCUAGUUGCGCAGAACAAAAACACAAAACCCAGUUAUUGGAUUGGGAAUGAAAUGCAUCAGGGGUGUGGGGACUCAGGCCUGGGCCCAGAAUGUGGCCCUCCAGGGUUCGCUGUCUGGCCCUUAAACCUCUCACCAGGCCAUGCUUCACAAACUUCCUUGAGUGCUUUGACUGCCGGAAUGAGUUCUUGCUUGCCUGGGUGGGAGGUUAGAGAGAUAUGUGCAGAAUCUAGCCUACUUUACAAAGGUGAAAUUCGUGUUUGUUCCUCACCUGCUUUUGCAUACUCUCCAAUAUUUAUCUGAUGAAAGUAGGGAUAUCCUAUUCCAUCGUUAUCAUCAUUUUACUAUUUAUACCCCACUGGGUUGCCCCGGCCACUCUGGGCAGCUUCCAAAAUAUAUACAGACAUAAUAUAACAUUAAGCGUUUUUUUUAAAAAAAACUUCCCUAUACAGGGCUGCCUUCAGAUGUCUUCUAAAAGUUGUAUAGUUUCUUCUUGGCUCCGGGGUCACAUAACUCCAGACCCUCCAACAUUUCUCUGAUGAAAAUAGGGAUGUCCUUAGGGAAAGCGGGACAUUCCAGGAUCAAACUGGAAACCAAGACGGCUUCUGUAAAUCUGGGACUGUUGCUGUAAAAUUGGGACACUGGCAGGGUCUUUUUUGCCUCUGAUCCCUCCCAUCAGUGACAUUUGGCCCUUUAAAGAUUGGCCAGAAUGUGGCCCUCAGACAGGAAAUGGUUCCCCACUGCUGAAGUACAAGGGAUUAAGCACACAUGCAUAGUAAGCAGAUAAUUGCACUGCAGUCUUAUUUUGAUCCACGGAAUUUGUAAUUUGUUGGGGUAAGGGAGGAUAACAAGGUCAGGCCAGAGCUGCGUGCCUGAUGCAAUCACAUCAUCCAGAUGUGGAAACCGAAACUGUGCUGAGAAGUUUGCAUCCGAAGAAUCAGCAUAGUGCAAUCCUGUUUAUUAUUACAAUCGUACCUCGGAUGUGGAAUGGAAAUCCAUUCCGGAAGUUGGGUUGACUUCCAAAAUGUUCGGAAACCAAGACACGGCUUCCGAUUGGCUGUAGGAAGCUCCAGCCAAUUGGAAGUUGCUUUGGACAUUGAGGUUCCGAAGAACGUUCACAAACUGGAACACUCACUUCUGGGUUUGCGGCGUUCAGGAGCCAAAACAGUUUUUCCGGGUCAUGUGGCCAGCAUGUGCGAACCAGAGCAGUGCACAGAAACGCUGUUUACCUUCCCGCCAGAAGGUUUUAUCUACUAUUUAUCUACUUGCACUUUGACGUGCUUUCAGACUGCUAGGUUGGCAGGAGCUAAGACUGAACAGGAGCUCACCCCAUCACGGGGAUUUGAACCGCCGACCUUCCGAUUGGAAGUGGUUUAGACCACAGCGCCACCCGUGUCUCAGGAAUAAAUUCCAUAUUAUUCUAUGCAGCGUACUCCCAUAAGGGUUGUGGCCUCGGUGUUUCCCCACCCCCCCAGGCUGGGCAGAUAUUUCUUUCUUGGAAGACAACAUUCCACCCCACCCCCCUAAAAACAAAAAAAAGACUGGUCCCUGCCCCACUGAGCUUACAAUCUCGAUUUCAACAGUGGGGAAGAGAAGCCAGAUGAAAUGUUCAGAUGUUUGGUGGGUGGGGUGUCCAUGCCUAUGGAGCUAGUUCAGAUUCCUGCCUUGCAGGGGGUUGGACUAAAUGAUGCUCUCCGACUCAACAAUUCUGUGGCCUUCCUUCCCCCACUAACCACCCUCAUUUGCCUCACAGCCGCCAAGAUGGAAGAGGUGCAGUCCCAACCCGGCGUGGCUUUCCUGAAUGUGACCUCGAGCUACGUGCCCCACACCAAGGUGGAGUGUCACUACAGCCUGCCACCUGGCAUGAAGCCGUCUGCCAGAGACUGGAUUGGGAUAUUUAAGGUAUUUCAGCUGGAGAGUGGGUGGAGGGAAAGUGGGACACACUAGUGUUAGAAACUCAGAUAUAUAAGCUAGGCGCCAAUUGGCUCCUUAAACCAAGGUUACAGUCACCAAAACGGAAAGUUGCCCUUUGGGGGCAAGAUGGCUCUAAAGUCUUGUUUUUUCAAAUGAUGGACUGACUGUGAUUGAGUCUCAGUUAAACAUCUGGCUAAUUCAGAUGACAAACCUGAGCUAGGUUAAGAGCUUUGAGAACUUGAAGAAGAAAAGGCACUUGAUCCAGGGAUAAUCCAAAUAUCUAUUGGCUUAUUCCGACCUCUUUUUCUUAAUGGUGACAUGGACCAUUCAUAACAUAAGAAUAUUCUUCACAACUCUGAGCAGGGCUGUGAGGUGGGGUAAGCUAAGAAAAAUUGCAGCAAUUUUUAUUUUUUGAAAUAAUUUUGAUUUGAUUUUACAACUGUAAAAUUAUAACAAUACAGUGGUACCUUGGGUUAAGUACUUAAUUCGUUCUGGGGGUCCAUUCUUAACCUGAAACUGUUCUUAACCUGAAGCACCACUUUAGCUAAUGGGGCCUCCUGCUGCUGCUGUGCCGUUGAAGCACGAUUUCUGUUCUCAUCCUGAAGCAAAGUUCUUAACCCAAGGUAAUAUUUCUUGGUUAGCGGAGUCUGGAACCUGAAGCGUAUGUAACCCGAGGUACCACUGUACAAAAUACAUAUCCAUAUUUAGAGAUUUCUCCAAAGCUCUAGACUUCCCACCUUCCCCUCCAUGGGUUCUAUUGUCAACCUUUUCAACUGCAUACUAUUUCAUAAUCCAUAUUUUAUAUUUCUCCAUUUUAUCAAUAUUUACUACAUUACAAGUGUUAUUGCAAUCCUGCUAAUGUUUUCAUCUGCUUACAUUGGUCUGUCAGGCCAAUUGUAAUUUCCCCCCAUUCUUUAUUAAAGUUUUGGUCGUCUUGGUUCCUGAGCUUUCCAGUCAGUUUUGUCAUUUCAGCAUAAUCCAACAGCUUAGCUUGCCAUUCUUCUCUGGUGGGGACAUUGUCUUCUUUCCAUCUCUGGGCUAGUUACAUCUGUGCAGCUAUUGUCACAUACAUAAAAAGUCUUUUCUGCUCCCUAGGAAUAUCAGUACCUACAAUUCCUAAUAGAAAAGCUUCUGGGGUUUUUUCAACUCAUUAUAUAUCAUUUCCCAGAAUGCUUUUAUUACCUUACAGGUCCACCACAUACAGUGGUACCUCGGGUUAAGUACUUAAUUCGUUCCGGAGGUCCGUACUUAACCUGAAACUGUUCUUAACCUGAAGCACCACUUUAGCUAAUGGGGCCUCCUGCUGCUGCCGCACCGCCGGAGCACAAUUUCUGUUCUCAUCCUGAAGCAAAGUUCUUAACCUGAAGCACUAUUUCUGGGUUAGCGGAGUCUGUAACCUGAAGCAUAUGUAACCCGAGGUACCAAUGUAUGGUAAAAAGUGCCUUCCUUUCCUUCACAUUUUCAGCUGAUAUUUGUACUUAUACAUUUUUGGUGACAUACAAACUGCAACGGUUGUUCACUGCUCCUGCUCAGGCUGCACAGGAAAGAAGCAUUUUUGUUCCAGAAAUUCAUUCCGAUUGUGCAGACAAAAUAUAACAGAUAGAAUUCUACAGGAUGGGGUAUUAGCGUGUGAAAACAGUCCAGAUUCAAUGAUCCCUAGGCACGCAUCUCCAGACAGUGGAGGUGUCAGGCAUCUUUACUUGGUCACAAGUGGUUGGAAGCCAGGUGUGAAAUGUGCCUGGCACCUGGCUAAUUUCAAACACAGGACACAUACCGUAUUUUUCGAUCUAUAAGAUGCACUUUCCCCCUCCUAAAAAGUAAGGGGAAAUGUGUGUGCGUCUUAUGGAGCAAAUGCAGGCAGGAGGCUCUGCUCAGCACUCCCUUUAAAGAGCCGCGUGGAGCCCUUCUCCCUCCUCGGGGAAAAGCCCCCAAGACGCUCCACGCGGCUCUUUAAAGGGAGCACGGCUCUUGGGGGAGCCUUCCUCCCGCUGCCCGGGAGAGGCUGUGUGUGGCUAUCCCAUAAACCAGUACAGCAAGCGGGAUUGCUGCGCAGUGAUCCCACUUGCUGUCCUGGCUUCUGGCUUAGCCCCAAGCAGCCUCUUCCGGGCAGGGGGAGCCUUCAUCCCCCUGCCUGGGAGAAGCUGCGCGCGGCUAUCCCAUAAGUCGGGACAGCAAGAGGCUAUCCCAGAAGCCAGAUCCCUCUAGCUGUUCUGGCUUCUGGGAUUCAGAAUAUUUUUUUUCUUGUUUUCCUCCUCCAAAAACUAAGUCUGGUGCGUCUUACAGAGGGAAAAAUACGGUAUGUUCUCAUUUCCCUCAGCUGUUGCUUUAGUGCCUUUAUAUAUGCCACCCUUUUCUCCAAAGAGCUUGAGGUGGCAUAUCCUGCUUUCCAUCCCCACAACAACCCUGCGAGGUGAACAAGCCUGAUAGGCUGUCAUUGACCCAAGGUCACCCAGUGAGCUUUAUGGCCAGGUAAGGAUUCGAACCCUGGUUUCGUGGAUCCUCACUCAGAGAGGGCCUUGACUGCACUGUUGAUGCACACAAUUGCCAAUUCUGGUCUGCACAAAGAGCAGAAUGAGAUGUGAGAGUCCUGAAGGUGGAGAGUGGGCUAUACCACUUCAGACUGCCAGUGAAGAGGGUGUCUCAUUUUCACAGUGCUCUUCCGCAUUUCAUUUUUUUAGGGAGCUUUGUAAAUAGAACGCCAACACAGUAGGAGGUUGAUUUUCUUGUUCUCCCCCUUUGAGCCUGCUGUUACAGGAUGUUCUAUAUACAGGGGAGCGUUAAAAAUGCCAUUUCUUCCCUUCCACCCUGCUCCGUGUCUUAAGACCCAGCGUCCAUCCAGUGUGGUCCUUGGGGGAAGGGGAAGGGAGGAGAGAGAAAAGGAGGAACAUAUCCCUUUGUGCAGCACAGUGGAGGGCUGUUUAUGCAGGCGCAGGCUGCGGGAUUCCUUUUCUGUCCCGCUCUCAUUAGAAAUUGAAAUUCAGGGACCCAGGUCAGUAUGCUUCCUUCCUUCCUGCCCCCAACAGUACUGGAGAAAUGGCUUCCCAACUCAAACUGAAUUUGGGGGGGGGGGCAGGAAAGCCUGGGAUAGAUAGAUAGAUAGAUAGAUAGAUAGAUAGAUAGAUAUAGAUAAUUUAUUAUGGUCAAAGACCAGCUUCAUAUCAGAAUAAGAACAGCGUUCAUAAAGAUAAAAUAUACAAUUAGAGCAGAUUGCAGCAAUAGCUCAUGAGUUAAAAUUGAGAUACAGUGGUACCUCGGGUUAAGUACUUAAUUCGUUCCGGAGGUCCGUACUUAACCUGAAACUGUUCUUAACCUGAAGCACCACUUUAGCUAAUGGGGCCUCCUGCUGCCGCUGCACCGCUGGAGCACGUUUUCUGUUCUCAUCCUGAAGCAAAGUUCUUAACCUGAAGCACUCUUUCUGGGGUAGUGGAGUCUGUAACCUGAAGCGUAUGUAACCUGAAGCGUAUGUAACCCGAGGUACCACUGUAUAUACAUACACCCUUACAACUGAGAUUUGGGCUGCCAUAAAAGUUGACCCUGAGGUGCCCCAAAGGGUGACUUCAGCUUUUCCCUAGUAAGCUAUUUUAUUCUAGAGGAUGAUCUGUGCCUACAAAUCUGGGUGCAGAAUCUGGCUACCAGCCAGGUCGUCUUGUGAUCUUUGCCUAAGAGGAGAGAAUUAAGUUUAGACUUGUCUGAAAGACCGGCGAGCCUCUUCAGCAAAGGAUCAAUGGUGUCUCUACGAAUCUCAGCUUUAAGAGGACAUCCAAAUAUAUAUAUAUGUUCGGGGCUUCCUAUUUCCCCUAAUGGGCAGGCGCAAAGUCUCUGUGCGUAUGGGACUCUUCUAUAGGAGCCUUCCAGAACCGGUGAGGGCAAGGCUGAGCUUCUAGCAAGAGUGAAAGCCCUUCUUGGGUUUCUGGAUGCGAGGAAAUAGAGAUAUGUUGCUGGAGCUGCUACAUAUCUCCGGUUUUCUAUGAUUGUAUAAUCGGGGACCCUUGUACAGUCCUGUUGUCUAUGUCCAUGAUUCUUUGCCUAACCACGGAAGCUUGGGUUUGCUUUUAGACUCAGGGCUUGAGAAAUUCCUCCUCCAUCCUGGAGGUGCCGAACAGUGGUUGUUUAGUCCCGUUGCUGCUGGUGUUAAGGGUGAAAUGUAGAUGCAGUUGUCACUGAGACAGUUCAGAAUGAGGCAGAAGGUUCACAGAAUGUUAGAGCUGGGAUGGACCUCUGAGCUCAUCUCCUCUGCUGUAUCCAAAGAACCCCGGUUCCUACCUCGUUUUGAGGAUGGGGAGGGGCAAAGUGUAGCCCAAGCCAGAUUCAAAAGUGAAUGAGUCUGUUGUUGUUGUUGUUUAGUCGUUUAGUCGUGUCUGACUCUUCGUGACCCCCUGGACCAGAGCACGCCAGGCACUCCUGUCUUCCACUGCCUCCUGCAGCUUGGUCAAACUCAUGCUGGUAGCUUCGAGAACACUGUCCAACCAUCUCGUCCUCUGUCGUCCCCUUCUCCUUGUGCCCUCCAUCUUUCCCAACAUCAGGGUCUUUUCCAGGGAGUCUUCUCUUCUCAUGAGAUGGCCAAAGUAUUGGAGCCUCAGCUUCACGAUCUGUCCUUCCAGUGAGCACUCAGGGCUGAUUUCCUUCACAAUGGAUGCGUUUGAUCUUCUUGCAGUCCAUGGGACUCUCAAGAGUCUCCUCCAGCACUGUAAUUCAAAAGCAUCAAUUCUUCAGUGAUCAGCCUUCUUUAUGGUCCAGCUCUCACUUCCAUACAUCACUACUGGGAAAACCAUGGCUUUAACUAUACGGACCUUUGUUGGCAAGGUGAUGUCUCUGCUUUUUAAGAUGCUGUCUAGGUUUGCCAUCGCCUUUCUCCCAAGAAGCAGGCAUCUUUUAAUUUCGUGACUGCUGUCACCAUCUGCAGUGAUCAUGGAACCCAAGAAAGUAAAAUCUCUCACUGCCUCCAUUUCUUCCCCUUCUAUUUGCCAGGAGGUGAUGGGACCAGUGGCCAUGAUCUUCGGGUUUUUUGAUGUUGAGCUUCAGACCAUAUUUUGCGCUCUCCUCUUUCACCCUCAUUAAAAGGUUCUUUAAUCCCUCCUCACUUUCUGCCAUCAAGGUUGUGUCAUCUGCAUAUCUGAGGUUAUAUUCCCUAAACCUCUUGUGCGUCCCUCAUCCUGUAUAAUAAUGUGCUGAUCUAAGCAACACACCCUAGGGGAAGCUCUCGGGACAUGAGCUACUCUCAUGCUCUCUUCCCAUUCUCUUUCCCAGAUGGAGUCCUCUUCAUAUUCCCCCCCCAAAAAAAAAUUUAUUCAUUUUAUAACACAACUAAACAACACAAACAGAAAAACAAACAACAGAAACAAAUUCUUGUCUUAUCCUUACUGUUUCUAAACAUUGUUAGGUGGGCUUCCCCAAGUCCCCCCAUCUGAUUUUCAUUUUACCUCAUCUUUAGCAGUUUACAGUGGUACCUCAGGUUAAGUACUUAAUUCAUUCCGGAGGUCCGUUCUUAACCUGAAACUGUUCUUAACCUGAAGCACCACUUUAGCUAAUGGGGCCUCCUGCUGCCGCCGCGCCGCCAGAACACGAUUUCUGUUCUCAUCCUGAAGCUAAGUUCUUAACCUGAGGUACUAUUUCUGGGUUAGCGGAGUGUGUAACCUGAAGCGUAUGUAACCUGAAGCGUAUGUAACCCGAGGUAUCACUGUAAAUAUAUCGUAAUUUUUAACGAUUUUUUUUAUCACACUUACCAUAAAAAUCUUCACAUUUUAUCACUAGGUGGAGUCCUCUUCAGUGCGUGAUUAUUAUACCUUUGUGUGGUGCACAGUUCCAGAUGGAGGAGCUUCCGCAGGAGCCCUUCUUCACUGUAACGUUCAGUUCCAAGGUGGGUGUUAGGAGGUCCGAUGGUCCGCAGCUGGUUACUCGUGGCUGGAGAUGCCAAAGCAAUACUUAAAUUGUGCUUUUCUAAAACAAGGCGGGUGGCGCUGUGCUCUAAACCACAAAGUCUAGGGCUUGCCGAUCGGAAGGUUGGCGGUUCGAAUCCCCGCCACGGGGUGAGCUCCCGUUGUUUGGUCCCUGCUCCUGUCAACCUAGCAGUUCGAAAGCAUGUCAAGUGCAAGUAGAUAAAUAGGUACCUCUCUGGUGGGAAGGUAAACGGCGUUUCCGUGCUGCUCUGGUUUGCCAGAAGCGGCUUAGUCAUGCUGGCCACAUGACCCAGAAGCUGUCUGCGGACAAAUGUCGGCUCCCUCGGCCUAUAAAGCGAGAUGAGCGUGCAACCCCAGAGUCGUCUGCGACUGGACCUAACGGUCAGGGGUACCUUUACCUUAACCAGGGGUACCUUACCUUAACCAAGGCAGAAAGGUGACUCAGAAAUCAUAGAAGGGGAUAGGUGGUGACCACGGGACUCUGCUACAUUUGGUUUGGGCAACGUUUUUGACUUGUCCUUUGUUUUCAAAACCCAUGCAUAAGUUCAAAAGUACGCAUGUAUGUGGAUGGGAGUCAACUAAUGAAUUUCAUCAGCGGAAACCCUCUGCAAGAAUGGCAGCUUGCCCAAGGGGGCUUUCCCCCACUCCCCCCCCCAUGUGUCCCCUGUCCCCUGAAAUUGACUCUUGGAGGAGUUGGGAGAACCCCUGAAAUAGCAUAUGGGGGUGGAGAGGGAGGGAUUCUUCCAUCUGGCAAGCCAAAAUAAUUGCCUUGACAAAUUGAUUGCUUUAGCGUGAUGUUGAAUUCCUCCCAUUCCAGGCUUUGCCUUUUUGAAAAAAUGGUUCUCUCCAUAGCCAUUCGCUCAGCUGCUGUGACAUCACAGAAUGCUCGUAAGCAUUCUGACCAAUGAAGGAGUGCUACCAUAUUUUUUUUACUACUACUGUUACACAACUGUUAAAUUUACAUAAAGCCUCUUUAUAAAAUAAAUUCAGAGCAGCUUUGAUUGAAUGCAGUGUUCAUGAAAUACAAACAAGAGAAGGGGCCAACCAACCUCAAGAGCAGGCAUUGGCAAACUCGGCCCUCCAGAUGUUUUGGGACUACAACUCCCAUCAUCCCUGACCACUGGUCUUGCUAGCUAGGGAUGAUGGGAGUUGUAGUCCCAAAAGUUCUGGAGGGCCGAGUUUGCCUAUGCCUGAUCAAGAGCAUGGGCCGGCAAACUAAGGCCUGCGGGCUGGAUCAGGCCCAAUUGCCUUAUGGAUCUGGCCCGUGGACGGUCCGAGAAUCACCGUGUGGAUCGCCAGUGCGUGCAUUCUUUCCCUCUCCCUCACACAGCGGCGGCACCUCCUCCCUCCCUCCUCCUGGCUUCUCCCCGCCCUGCCUAGAGGAGGAAGGGGGCUGGGCUUUGUUGGUGCCAGCAGCAGCGCUUGAGCGGCCGCCAUUUUAAGCAGCCCCUCUCCGGAGCCCUUUCACGUGCCGCUCAUCGUCCCUCUGCUGCCAUCGCUGCCAACCCCUGCCGCUCACAAGACACAGGUAAGCAGCUACCGGGGCUCGUGAUGCUCUUGCAUCUUUUUUUAAAAUAUAGUCCGGCCCCCCACAAGGUCUGAGGGGCAGUGGACCAGCCCCCUGCUGAAAAAGUUUGCUGACCCCUGCUCUAGAGCCUCAUUUCUUUCCUUUGCUGCGGUGUCAACCAUUUUGCGUUCUUCAGACUGUACGUAACACAGAUCAGUAAACAAACCCAUUUGUUGUGUUUACAGCCAGCUACCUGCCCAAGCCAGGCCCCCAGCAGUACCAGUUCCGCUAUGUGGAUCGCCGUGGGGAGGUGCGUGGUCAAAGCUCCCCUUUCCAGUUCAGCGAGCCGCGGCCCAUGGAUGAGCUCGUCACUCUGGAGGAGGCGAGCGAUGACGGUGGGGGCACCGACAUGUUGCUGGUGGUUCCCAAGGCCGCCCUGCUAGAGGUAAUAUACUCCCAAGCAACACCCUGAAUUUCAGAAGCCCCCUGACUGUUCAGCCUGGCGGAUCAUUUGCCCAGCAAUGCCCAUCACCCCUAGCCCUUGGCUGUGCCGUUCAAUGCUGAUGGGAGCUGGGAGCCCAGUAAAAUCCACACAGGUUUCCCAACUUUGAAAUAUAGAUUCCUAGAACAAUGACUUGGCCUUGAAAUCAACAUGGUACGGUCUUUCCCAAACUGUACCACAUCGGUCUGCAGGAGGGGAAUCGCAUCUUUGAAUUUUCCCUGUGGAAGCAGUCUUCCUGUAGAUGGAAAGCUAAUUUGUCUAGUAAAAGACUACGCUAAUCUUCUUCUCUCUGAUUUCCAUCCAGAAAUGGUGUGUGUGUCUUUUAAUAAAUUUAGCGGAUUCACAUAUCUUCGCCUUCAAGUCUAUUUUUCCCAUUUCAUUUCACUUUUAAUUUGUAUACCGCCUUUCUAAAUUACUGUAUUCAAGGCGGUUUACAAGCUCUGGAGACAACAAGAUAGCAAAGAUCACACACCUCACAACAAGCCAUGAUAAAAGCAUAACUUUAAAAUAAACAGCCUGUAUCAAAUAAAAGCAAUAUGCAACAAUCCAUUAGAAUGUAAUGGUAAACAGUAAAAUGAAAUAUCGGCAAAUGAUAAUUAAACAGUUUACACUGAACCAUUACAAUAAUCACUAAAGACAAGUCACAAUGCAUAAAAUACCACAAAACCAUACAGAAUCAAAUUGAGGAAAAAAGGACACACAAUGUAUAAAUAUAUACAGUGAACACUUGGGUUGCGAAUGUGAUCCGUGCGGGGGGCACAUUCGCAACCCACAGCGCCGCGUCUGUGCAUGCGCAGAUUGCGAUUAGGUGCUUCUGCGCAUGCGCAAAGCGCAAUUUGGCGCUUCUGCGCAUGUGCAACCGCCGAACCCCGGAAGUAACCCAUUCCGGUACUUCCAGGUUUUCGGCGUGUCCAUAACCUGGAAAAACGCAACCUGAAGCGUCUGUAACCCAAGGUAUGACUAUAUAUAUAAAUUCAGUGGUACCUCAGGUUAAGUAUUUAAUUCGUUCCAGAGGUCUGUUCUUAACCUGAAACUGUUCUUAACCUGAAGCACCACUUUAGCUAAUGGGGCCUCCUGCUGCUGCGUGCCACAGGAGCCUGAUUUCUGUUCUUAUCCUGAAGCAAAGUUCUUAACCUGAAGCACUAUUUCUGGGUUAACGGAGUGUGUAACCUGAAGCGUAUGUAACCUGAAGCGUAUGUAACCCGAGGUACCACUGUAUAUAUAUAUCCCUGAGCUGCUCUCUUUCCAGCUGCUUCUGCUGUCCUCAAAGUCAUGGUCUAGGAAAGGCUCCAGGGCUGGAGGGUGGGGCAAGGCAGGUGGAAAAAGUCCUUGCCUGACAACCAGCACAAAGUUUCUUUCCGCUCAUCAGUUAACAGCCCAGAGGGGCUCUGUCAUGCUGUUUCUUCUGAGCCAUCUCUCAAUUCCAGCCCUGUGUGAUAGCAACAUAGGGACGGUGACUUUAAGGUAGCGGCUUAAGCAAGUCUGCUAAACGUGUUCCCUGGCCUCUAAUGAAGCCUCGCGGGUGUCUCUCCUUAUAUCCUUCACAGACGCAGUUGGAAGAGAGCCGGCAGGAGCAAGGAGCCCUGCUGCAGGAGUCGUGCCGCCUGAAGGAUGAGGUUCAAGAGCUGAGAAGCCGUGUGGCGGAGCUGGAAGCAGUCCUGGGCACGCUUCGGGAUGAGCACACCAAGCUGGCUGCACAGUACAAGGCAAGAGAGGAAGCCCAGCAAUCUGGGAAUUCUCAAUCUCUCCAGGUCCCCAAAGCUACUCAGGGCCAGAGGGGAAUUGUGCCCUGUUCCCCUUGCCCUGAGGUUCAUUUCAGGGCAGGUCAAGGAACCUUCAGCUGAAAUUUGCUAAAUUUUCGGCAGGGUCUGCCUGUCAUAGCCCCUUAGUUAGACAUGGGCAACUCCUCAUGCUAUCAGUGUCUGUCUCCCAAUGGAAUGGCUCGUGUGAUUCAUUCCUUCAUUCAUUUAAGAUUUAUGCACUGCCAGUGUGGUGUAGUGGUUAAGAGCAGUGGACUCGUAAUCUGGUGAACCGGGUUCGCGUCUCCGCUCCUUCGCAUGCAGCUGCUAGGUGACCUUGGGCCAGUCACACUUCUCUGAAGUCUCUCAGCCCCACUCACCUCACAGAGUGUUUGUUGUGGGGGAGGAAGGGAAAGGAGAAUGUUAGCCGCUUUGAGACUCCUUCGGGUAGUGAUAAAGCGGGAUAUCAAAUCCAAACUCCUCCUCUUCUUCUUCAAGCACUUUGUCACGGCAGCUGAAUGUUAAAAUGUUUUAAAUGCCAUGAAGUACCUAAUACACAAAAUAAAAGCAUCUGAUCUGUGAAAAUAACACCAAACUAGUCCGAGUAAAAUGAAUCAACAGAAGUUAUAAAGCCUGAAAAAAAGGAAACAGUUAUUUGAUUUAAAGACAUCAGAGUAGUUUUUGCUCUUCAGAUAGCUGGGGCAGUGGCAUAUCGGGGGGGGUGGGGUGCAAGGGACUGUUGUCCAGGUGCAAAAUUGGGGGGAGGGCGCACGCCACAAAUUUCAAAGAAAAACAAACCACUUUGAGGGGUAUAUUUAGCAACCAAGUGGUGUAAAAAUGUCAUGGAAAUAAUAAUAAUAAUAAUAAUAAUAAUAAUAAUAAUAAUAAUAAUAAAUGGCUGCCUCAGCUGUCCCCUCCCCAGCUUCCCUCUCCCUGCUGGGAACACCCUUCCUCACCACCAUGACCCCAGCCCUGACAGAAACCGCGGGUUAGUAGGUGUAAUAUUUGCCUUGCCCCAGGAGCCAGCAACCCACACUAUGCCACUGAUAUGCUAGAUUAUGAUAGUCUUUUUUUAAAAUAGAAGCUGCCCAUCUAGUUCCACUCUGAUCCAUUCAUCUGACCCAUUCAUCUUGGCAUCACUGUCACGCUAGCUCCUGACUCUUUUUCUUCUUGGGGCUGAUCCCAUCCAGUCAGGGAUUCGGAGUGGACAGAAUGGUGUCACAAUGACACCUAGCCAGGCACCACCUAACCAAUCAGCUUUAGUUGCAUAGUGAUGUCACUGUAGGCAAGAAAUAGCAAAGAAGAGUAGCAGCAACCUAAAGAAAUGAAAUAAAUAAAUAAAUGGAAGCGUGCUGAGAAGCCACCGAAAAGGGAGGUGUAGAUUUCAGGGUGUAGAAAAGAAGUAGGAAGAAUUUACGUGAUGGUCGCCUUGUGCUCAGAUACUACCCAUGUCUGUAGGCUGUGUUUCCUUCCUUGGAAAUACCAGGUUUUCUGCCACACACACAUUAUCAGAAAUAUUGUGUUACGUCUCAAGCAUGCACCCAAUGCCAUGAAUGUUGCUCACUCCUCCAUCUCCCCACGCUACCAGGAAUUAUCGAAUUCUUUUGCGGAAGUGUCCGAGCAGAGAGAUACACUAAGCCUCCAAGAAGCUGAGCACGUGGCCCGAAUCCGAGAGCUGGAGGGUGACAUCCAGGCCAUGGGUGAGAAGAUGCUGCAAAGAGAGACGGAGUUGGACAGGUGAGGGUCAUGGCUCAAUUUCUGGCACCAUGUAAUUCCCUUAAGCUUACCUGCCCACCAUCACAGUUGGCAGCCUCCACUAUGGCUUACAAACUGAGCUGAGUCCAUCAGAGGGUGCUAAUUUUUCCCCCAGCCUGGUUCAUACUCUGGUCCACAAGCUGAGUAGGUCCACUGCUUCUCAUCCCACCCUCUCCUUUCUCCUUUUGCGCCCCAGAAUGAAAGAUACUGUCAAGUCUCUGCUGCGUGAACAGGAGCAGAUUCACAACCAGCUCAAAGAGGAGAAUGCGGAGAAGGAGCAGUACCAGGUGAGUGCUGGGCCAAAUGUGGCCCCGGGGCCUCUCUGCCUGGCCCUCGGAACUCUCUCCAGGCCACACCCCUCCUUGGCCCUUGAGUGUUUCUGCCUGGCUAGAAUGCACCCUUGCUUCCCUGGAUGGAGGACAGAGCGGGAUGUGAGAGUGUGUGUAGAAGCUAGCCUACUACACAAAGGUAAAAUUUGUGUCAGUUGUUCUUUGCCUCUGGACUUGCCCACUAGGGCUGGGCGAUAUAUCGAGAUAUCACCCAAAACCGAUUUGAACUCCAUAUUGAUAUAUUGGUUUCAUAGUUUUUGACCUGGCAAUAUAUCGCAAAUCAGGAUCUGUGUUAGGGCUGAUCAAUAUAUCAUCCAAAACUGGUUACAAGUCCAUAUAAUGAAAUUGGUUUCAUAAUUUUUGACCUGGCAAUACAUGAUGUUUGUGUGUGCUAUGCAAAAAUCACAAUGUGGGAAAACUGUGAAGCCAGCCCAUGCCUCUACAUAGCUCCAUCUUUAUUUCAUACAUUGUAAUAUAUCAGCAUAUUGUGAUGUUUAGUUGGUGAUAUAUCACAAAGUUGAAAACCAGCUCCAUCCUUUUUCCAGACAUUAUUAAAAAUGAGUAUAUUGCAAUGUUUGACGAAGUUGGAAACCAGAUAUCACCCAGUCCUACUGUUCGCGUCUACAUAGCUCCAUUCUUAUUUUAGACAACAUGAUAAAUUGGUAUGUUUAGCUGGUGAUAAACCACAGUGUUGAAAACUAGAUCUCACCAAGCCCUACUGCCGUUGGGAUGUGGACUCCCAAAAGGCUUCCCAGAAAGGAAUGAGGUCCUUGAGUAGACCAAAUCGGAGAGUAAGAAAUCCGAGUCAGUGGAAGGGCAAGUAUCGCAGCCUAAACAUUGUGACUACAACCUCCUUUCUCCUCCUCAGGUAAAGCUGCAGGCCUCAGAAGAGGAGAGCCGCAGCCUGGCCUCUGAUCUGCAGGAAGCGAAGACCCUCCAUGGGGAGAAGGUCUCACAGACUCUGGGGCUGCAGGAGGACAUCAGCAAAUUGCAGCAGAAGCUGACGGCUGCUAACCGCCGCACUGUAAGUGCCGGACAGCAGAAUAUGCUGAACCUCAGCAAGGCACUCUGUCUCCAAGGCAGUGGUGGUUACAGUGUUGGGCUUGGGAGACCAGGGCUCAGAUCCCCACUCAGACAUGAAGCUAGGCUGGGUGACCUUGGGCCAGUGGCUGUCUCCCAGCCGAACCGAUCUCACUGGGUUGUCAUGAGGAUAAAAUGGAGCGAGAGAGGACCGCAUAUGUAGCUUUGAGCUCCUUGCAGGAAAAGGCAGGAUAUGAAUGUAACCAUGCAAUAAAGCAGUGGGCACUCAAAUUUUCCCCUGCCACCCCCAUUCUAAAGGUAAAGGGACCCCUGACCAUUAGGUCCAGUGGUGACCGACUCUGGGGUUGUGGAACUCACCUCACUUUAUUGGCCGAGGGAGCCAGCUUCCAGCUUCCAGGUCAUGUGGCCAGCAUGACUAAGCCACUUCUGGCGAACCAGAGCAGCGCACGGAAACGCCGUUUACCUUCCCGCCGGAGUGGUACCUAUUUAUCUACUUGCACUUUGAUGUGCUUUCGAACUGCUAGGUUGGCAGGAGCAGGGACCGAGCAACGGGAGCUCACCCCGUCCUGGGGAUUCAAACCGCUGACCUUCUGAUCGGCAAGUCCUAGGCUCUGUGGUUUAACCACAGCACCACCCGCAUCCCUUUACCCCCAUUCUAGAGGAGCUCAAAACAGGGUGAGGUAGAGAUAGCCCAGGAAGUGGUGAAAUAGCUGGAAAUUGGGCUUGGAUCCUGAUAAGGAAGCUCACGGACCCAAAACCCAGAUAGACUCCUGGUCCACCAUAAACCAGACCUUGUAGAGGAGAGGAGAGUUUGAUUCUUGUCUCUGGGAAAGAAGUCAGGUGGUAGUCUCAGGUUUAGGAGAGUUGGGUGUCAGUGGAGAAACAAGGAAUGAGAGAGAGACUAGGGUGGGAGUAGACAGCAUGGUGGGAUACGGGUGGCGCUCUAAACCACAGAGCCUUGGGCUUGCCAAUCGGAAGGUCAGUGGUUCGAAUCCCCGCGACGGGGUGCGCUCCCGUUUCUCAGUCCCUGCUCCUGCCAACCUAGCAGUUCGAAAGCACGUCCAAGUGCAAGUAGAUAAAUAGGUACCACUCCAGCGGGAAGGUAAAUGGCGUUUCCGUGCGCUGCUCUGCUUCGCCAGAAGCGGCUUAGUCAUGCUGGCCACAUGACCCGGAAGCUGUAUGCCAGCUCCCUUGGCCAAGAGUCGGUCACGACUGGACCUAAGGGUCAGGGGUCCCUUUACUUAAGUUGCAGCGACACUGGUGAUCAGGGGCGCUGUGUCCCAUUUUGCCACCUGAGGUUGCGCGGUGGCACCUGCAAAGCAGCAGUGACCACGGCAGGUUCCAGUGAGAUCUCGCAGAGGGUCAGGGGUUCCUUUACCUUUACCUUUACCUUAGACAGCAUGUUACCCUCCAGAGUCCACCUACCAUCAUCCCUGACCAUUAGUCAUGUUGUCUGGGGGCUGAUGGGAGUUGGAGACCAACAACACCUGGAGGGAUAUCAUAUUGGCUCUUCCUGGAUUAGGUUGUAUAUUGAUUAGCGCCACUGGUGGUUACAAAGGGUUUGGGCCACUUGCUAUUGUACCACAGUUCCCACGAGGUCUUGCUGCAGGCAAGACAUCCUAUAAUAGGGUGUGGCUGAAAUUUUGCCAAAAAGAGAGAACAUUUCUAGAUUUUUUUUUUCAUUUUUCAUGCUGCUCCCGAACCAUUGGCAGAACGUCAAUCCUAGAGAAUGUUUCGCAAAAUGGCCUCCGUAAUUUCACCAUAUAUUUUGGCAGCGACUGUGUUUUAAUAAUCAUUCAGUAUUAUUUUAAUAGUGUUGAAGGAAGCAAUAAGCUUGGCCCCUACUCCUUCCAGUCCUCCUCUCUUUGCCCACUUCACCCACCAAUGGAAACCAACUGUAAACAGUUCCAUUCAACAUGAAAUGAGUCCACCUUUGUCAGAAGAGAAGAUUCAUGGAAAGCCUAUUGGAGAACUUCACCUCCCCACUCCAUCAAACCCAGAAUCCACAAACCCACACAUCAGUUACACUGGCAGCAGCUCUUGAGGGUUUGAGAUGGGAUAUGAUCCAAGCCCUACCUGGAGAUUGAAUCUGGCACCUUCUGCUUGCAGAGUAGAUACUGUUCCACUGAGCUGCCACGCUUCCCAAAAGUAGCAUGGAGAAUUCUGGGAGGUCAUAUGGGCUCACCCCUACCCACGCAUCCCCUCGUUGCCUCCCUUCCCCCACCCAUGUCCCAUCCUGUCUCUUCCCAGGUGCAGAUGGAGUCUCUGUGCGAACAGCUGCGCUCCACGCAGGACAUUCUGGCUGCCAGCCAGCAGAAAGUGGCUCUCUUGGGGGAAGAGUUGGCCAGCGUGGCCUCCAUCCGGGACCGCACCAUCUCCGAUCUGCACAAGAGCCGCCUGGAGGCAGCCGAGAUCAACAUCAAGCUGGCUGACAUGACUCUCAAGUGGAAAGAGGGCAAAGGGCAGUGGUGGAAGGAGAAGGCCACACUGCUGCAGAGCAUGGAGGUUUGUUUGAGCCACCCCAGGGUUCCCCAGUCGUGCUUAGUAGCUGAUGGUAAACCCUAUCACUUUGGCUUCCCGGGUGGGAGACGAGGGAGGAUGAAGGUCAGCGCAGUGCAAACUCGCCCUUGGGAGUUCUGAGUUGGUUCCCUGGUGCAUCUGCAUCAUGUUGACAUCUCCCUUUUCCAUCUCAGUAAGUUGCAGCGACGGUGAUCAGGGGCGCUGCAUCCCAUUUUGCCACCUGAGGCAAAGAGGGGAGCUGCCACCCCACCCUGCUGCCGCUCCCCCACCCCUGCUGAAGCCUCCCUUACUUGGGUUGCGCGGUGGCACCUGCAAAGCAACAGUGACCACGGCAGGUUCCAGUGAGAUCUCGCAGAGUGCAUGAGAUCUCGUGAGAUUUCGGCAAGAGCCUCAGCCUGCCUCUUGCCAGGGAUGGGAGGUCAGGGAAGCAUUCUCGGCCCAAUAGCUGCUACCUGCUUCAAGCACGCAUUCAGCAUUGUCUUCUGUUUUUAGUGGGAAAAGGGGCAAAGUGCCAUGGAUGAAGUGGAACGUAGCAUACACAGAUUCAGUCAUAGAACUGUAGAGUUGGAAGGGACCCCAAGGGUCAUCUAGUCCAACCCCCUGCAAAAGCUUUCUUCUGCCUAAACAUCACAGCGACCGAUGCCAACCGACACCAGUUGCGUAACAGACCUCAGCAACUCAGCAUUUUGGCUAAUCUACUUUAUUUACAUAUAAACACACAUGGAACUCUGCAACAUGGCUCACUAUCUCUCUAGCAUCAGACAGCAAAGAGAGAGAACAAAGGACAAUAGUCCCACUUCACGAAACACAGUAACACAAACAUCCUGUCUCCAUCACUUCCCACUCUUUGGAGUCAAAACAUAUACCGUUAUGUGAAAGACCACAAUCCCAUGACUGCAAUCACGGAGCAGGAAUUCUAACAGACUGUUCCCGUCGAACAGCUCUUACUGUCAGAAGGCUUUUCCUGAUGUUUAGUCGGAAUCGCCUUUCUUGUAACUUGAAGCCAUUGGUUCGAGUCCUACCCUCCAGAGCAGGAGAAAAUAAGUUUAUUCCCUCUUCCAUGUGACAGCCGUUGAGAUAUUUGAAGAUGGGAGUCAGUCAUUCUUCGUACAGGGAUUCUAAUGGCAAGGCAAUGUUCAGGGUGGAGGUAGGGAAUCGGGAAACUCGGCGUUCUGUGUUUUCAAACAUGAAAUAUUCCCCUAAGUAACUUCUUCCCUAUAAGGCAUACAGAGAUGUGAAUAAACAUUUCCAGGUAUGCUGCACUAGACAAUCUGAUUUGUAAACUAAAACUACAUUUUAAAUACAGGGAAUGAAUGUGAGGCACAUUCUGUCAUCUCCCAUGUUACUUGUAGAAAUCACGUUUUUGUAAUAAUAAUAAUAAUAAUAAUAAUAAUAAUAAUAAUUUAUUAUUUAUACCCUGCCAUUCUGGCUGGGCUUCCCCAGCCAUUCUGGGUGGCUUCCCAAAAAUAUUAAAAUACUGUAAUACAUCAAACAUUAAAAGCUUCCCUAAACAGGGCUGCCUUCAGAUAUCUUCUAAAAGUCUGGUAGUUGUUGUUCUCUUUGACAUCUGGUGGGAGGGCGUUCCACAGGGAGGGUGCCACUACUGAGAAGGCCCUCUGCCUGGUUCUCUGUAACUUGGCUUCUUGCAGUGAGGGAACCGCCAGAAGGCCCUCAGUGCUGGACCUCAGUAUCCAGGUAAAACGAUGGGGGUGGAGACGCUCCUUCAGAUAUACUGGACUUUUUAACUAUGUGUGUAUAUAUAUUUGACUUUGGAACUGUGUGUUUUAAAUGUCGGCACGAUUUCCCCUCCGAUUUGUGGAUUCCAUCCACACACCCCCCCAAUAUGAUUCCAAAACUACUGCAUGAUUAGUUUGCUGCGUUGAGGGAUGGGCAUGGGGUGGGGAGGAGUCCCAUCCAGCUCCUCCCCACCCAUUGAAGGCAACCCUGUGGUCUCGGCAGGCAGAGAAGGACAAGAUCCUGAAGCUGAGCGCCGAAGUGCUGCGCCUGGAGAAGAGCCUGCAAGAAGAGCGGGCACAGCGCCAGGUGUUGCGUUUGGAGUUGGCACAGGAACGUGAUUCCAGUCUGGUAAAUUGGGGCUCUGGGGGAGUUGGGGGGUGGUCCCCAUUGCCCUGGGUGGGAGAAAAAUAACAAUCCCUUUGAGUUCUGAUGGUUUCAUUAUAGGGCACCCAACACUCACCAGUAGAAACGACUUGCCCUUGUUUAUUAUUACCAACUCAGGUCCAUUAAUUUCCAUGUGUGAAUUACAGUGGUACCUCGGGUUAAGAACUUAAUUCGUUCCAGAGGUACGUUCUUAACCUGAAACUGUUCUUAACCUGAGGUACCACUGUAAUUCAUUCCGGAGGUCCGUUCUUAACCUGAAACUGUUCUUAACCUGAGGUACCACUUUAGCUAAUGGGGCCUCCUGCUGCCGCUGCUGUGUGAUUUCUGUUCUCAUCCUGAGGUAAACCCUAACCCUAACCCUAACCCUAAUGGGGCCUCCCACUGCUGCCACGCCGCCGGAGCACAAUUUCUGUUCUCAUCCUGAAGCAAAGUUCUUAACCCGAGGUACUAUUUCUGGGUUAGCGGAGUCUGUAACCUGAAGCGUCUGUAACCCGAGGUACCACUGUACUCUUUUGGGAAGCUUUUCUUGCCUUCCCCUUUAGGGGUUUUUGAAUUAAAAAACAAAAAACCAUUGUACUUCCACAAGCCUUGGGGUCCCCAUCACCCAAGUUUGCUGGCACCUCCCUCUUGUGUGUGGAAGCUGUCAUUUUGGCUCCAAAGGGAUUGACACUCGCUCCCGAACAUUUGAAAUUGAAGGAAACAUGGUCAGAUCCCAACAGUAGGAACGUAACAGCAGGUAUUUAGGGGGCAUUUGUUGGAGAGGGGUGAGGUCUGGCUCAUAGUUGAAAACAGCCGAAGCCUUAGGGAUGCGGAUAUUUGGCUCCACAGCCAGUUCCUUGGCUCGCCACCCACUCUGCCCUGCAUCCCACCCAUUGCCUUAAUAUUCUGGAAUCUGCAGGCUGGUGAAGUUGAUGGACUUUAUGGAGCUAGCUGAUCUCACUGGGAGAAUCCGCGACCAGAAAGAAGAGGAAUAUCAAGAAGACUGGAAGAAAUUUAAAGAUUAUUUGAACAAAAAUUGUAACAUUAAAGAUUAGUAAUUACUUGAAAGAACUAAAUAGGCCUAGGAUUAAAUUAGGAUUAAAUAAAUAAAUGAGAAAUAGAACGAUAAGAAAAGUUAAGAAGUUUGAUUAUAACCGGAAUAUUGUUUUUUGAAUAAUGAUACUGGAAAACUGCUACAUUCAAUUUAGAUGGAAGAGAUUAGAGGAAGUCAAGUAAUAUGUUUAUCAAGUUGGAAGCUUAACUGACUAAGUUUUAUUGUAUUUGUGUAUGUGGUUGUAUUCUUGGUUAUUAUUUGCUAGGUUUGUAUUAUUUCGCUUUUUUUUUUCUUUUACUAUUAUUUUUCUUAUUUUUGUUUUAUUGAAGUAAUGUGUUUGUAUGAAAUUCAAUAAAUAUUAUGGGGGGGGAUAAUAUUCUGGAAUGUGCAAACUCUCUCUUUUGCCCCAUCAGGUGCAGGUCUCUGAGAGCCGCCGGGAGCUGCGAGAGCUGAGAGCUGCACUGCAGGUCGCCCAGAAGGAGAAAGAGCAGCUCCAAGCCGAAAAGCAGGUUGGUGAGAGGCCAUCUCGGAAAGCUUGCAGAAGAGGUGCAAAAGGGGAGAGCAACCAGGAAGCACAAGUUUGAGAAAGAGGGGGAAGGCGUCCUAGGUUAUAUAGGUUGCUAGGUUGCACGACAUCGUGGCCCCCUUCUGCGUGAGGGUUUACGCUUGCGCAGGGGGACUCCUUGCCCUCGCACACCCCCUAAAUCUGUUCUAGGGGUUGCCCUUGCAGCCCCUUUUGGGAAGGGUAUGGCAUUAGUGUGGGGGGAGGAGAGGGGAAAGUCCCGUUGGGCAAGCGGAUAUGCUUGCGCGGACGGGUCACAUUCGCUGGAUGCUGCCCACAGCCCAUGGCUAGAACUUGAACACAGAACUUGAUUUGGGGACAUGUCCACCAGCUCUACCUCUCUUUCAAAUCGGAACCAGUGAAGGCGGUGAAGGUCCUGUGUGAGUGCCUGGAGGCAGUUGGAGGAUGGAUGGUGGCUAACAGAUUAAGGUUGAAUCCUGACAAGACAGAAGUACUGUUUUGGGGGGACAGGAGGCGGGCAGGUGUGGAGGACUCCCUGGUCCUGGAUGGGGUAACUGUGUCCCUGAAGGACCAGGUGCGCAGCCUGGGAGUCAUUCUGGACUCACAGCUGUCCAUGGAGGUGCAGGUCAAUUCUGUGUCCAGGGCAGCAGUCUACCUGCUCCACCUGGUACGCAGGCUGAGACCCUACCUGCCCGCGGACUGUCUGGCCAGAGUGGUGCAUGCUCUGGUUAUCUCCCGCUUGGACUACUGCAAUGCGCUCUACAUGGGGCUACCUUUGAAGGUGACCCGGAAACUGCAAUUAAUCCAGAAUGCGGCAGCUAGACUGGUGCCUGGGAGCGGCCACCGAGACCAUAUAACACCGGUCUUGAAAGACCUACACUGGCUCCCAGUACGUUUCCGAGCACAAUUCAAAGUGUUGGUGCUGACCUUUAAAGCCCUAAAUGGCCUCGGUCCAGUAUACCUGAAGAAGUGUCUCCACCUUCAUCGUUCUUCCCGGACACUGAGGUCCAGCACCGAGGGCCUUCUGGCGGUUCCCUCGCUGUGAGAAGCCAAGUUACAGGGAACCAGGCAGAGGGCCUUCUCAGUAGUGGCACCCGCUCUGUGGAACGCCCUCCCACCAGAUGUUAAAGAGAACAACUACUACCAAACUUUUAGAAGACAUCUGAAGGCAGCCCUGUUUAGGGGAGGCUUUUAAUGUUUAAUAGGUUAUUGUAUUUCAGUGUUUUGUUGGAAGCCGCCCAGAGUGGCUGGGGAAAUCCAGCCAGAUGGGCGGGGUAUAAAUAAUAAAUUAUUAUUAUUAAUAUUAUUAUUAUUAUUAUUAUGUGGAAUAAGUUUCCUUUAUUUUGUUGCUGUUUACAUCUCCAACACAUUUUGUUUACAUCUCCAACACAUGUUGCUGUUAUUUUCAUCCAAAUUAGCAAAAAUAAAUAAAAAUAACAGCAAUAUGUGUUGGAGAUGUAAACAAAACGAAGGAACCUUAUUCCACAUCUGGUGGACAUGUCCCAUUUUUGAAACAUGAUCUAUGAGGAAUUAAAAAGAAUGCUAAAACACACAUUUUUAAAGAAACCUGAAGCUUUCCUACUAGGCAUUCUAACGUUUAGCAUCCCAAAUGAAAAUAAAAGAGUGUUUCUUUAUGCGACAACAGCAGCCAGAAUGCUAAUAGCAAAAUACAGUGGUACCUGAGGUUACAUACGCUUCAGGUUACAUACUCCGCCAACCCAGAAAUAGAGCUUCAGGUUAAGAACUUUGCUUCAGGUUGAGAACAGAAACCGUGCUCUGGCGGUCCGGCAGCAGCAGGAGGCCCCAUUAGCUAAAGUGGUGCUUCAGGUUAAGAACAGUUUCAGGUUAAGUACGGACCUCCGGAACAAAUUAAGUACUUAACCAGAGGUACCACUGUACUGGAGCAAUGAGUUAAUACCAACAAAAGACGAGUGGCAAUUAAAAUUACGCGAGUACCUCAAACUAGCCAAAAUGACAGAAUUAAUAAGAGAUCAUUCAGGUGACAAGGUAAAAAAGGAAUGGGAUUGCUUUAAAAACUACCUGAUAAAAUAUGGUUCCAAAAACAAUAUUUGGUUGUGCUUAGAUUAAUUUCACAGGAAAAACCGAUUUUAAUACACAAAUACAGAAUAUUUGUCACUUAAGAGAAGUAUUGAAGCCGCAACGAGAUAGAGGGAAGUCAACUAACAGCAGGGAUUCAAACUAGUUUUUUGGAAUAGAAAGAAAGUGACUGUAAAGAUAGAAUGAAAAGAAGGAUUAAAAAUGUAUUUCUUUCUGAGAACCUGUAGAACAGUCAAAUUAUCUUUUGAACAAUUUUGUUCUUGACUAAUUCUUUUUCAUUUUUUAUUAUUUAUCAAUUUUCUUUUCCCCUCCUUUUUUCUUUUUUCUUUUUAUUUUCUUUCUAUAUUUUUUCUUUUCUUUUCUUCUUUUGUAUUUUUUCUUUUUCUUUUUGGAUAUCUGGAUGUAAUACUUAAUUUAUGCUUUCUCUGUAUUUUUUAAAAAAUACAAUAAAGAUAAUAAUAAUAAUAAAUAAAAAAAACUUGAACGCAGAAUGUGGGAGGUGUAUGGGGAUGGUCUUUAACAGAAGGUGGGUUUCUACAGUUGGUGCUGACCUUUUCCCGAUUCCCCUGCCCCUCAGGAGCUGCUGGUAUACAUACGACGCCUUGAGGAGCGUCUGGAGAAAGUGGCUGACGAGAAAUGGAGUGAAUCUAUUCUCUGCGAUGAAGAGGAGGCAGCGCCAGAGACUCCUGGUCAGUCUCCCCGCCACCCUGCCUCGAUUUGCAUGCCCAAUUAUACGUACCAAUCCCCAUCUCCACUUGUGUCGUGGCAAAAAAAAAUGUAUUUCAUUUUCUUUUUACAACUUGAAAGCUCUUUAGAUCCUAGAAACCCAAACAUCUAUUAGCUCAGAAUUCCCAAGUGCCAAACCACCACUGCUCCCCCCCCAAAAAAAAAUCCCAAGGGCCCAACUAGGGGCCCCAGACACUAAGCUUUUCUCCUUAUUUUUUAAGUAAAUCUCUACCCCCUCUAGAAAUGAAGUGGGUACCCUUCUAAGCAGUUUCUAUGAAAUGAAUAAGGUUGGCUUCUCUCGCCUAUCGGUAUAUUUAGCCAAUAGCGAAGUCACAGCUAUGAUUGAUGAGUAAGUUGUUUGGCCACCAGCCAGUAGGAAUCUCUAGAGUCCUAAAGAGCUGGUGUCCCAUCCCCCCAAUUUAAUGCACUUUUGCUGCUUCUCUCUUAAUUUUAAGAAAGAAAUCCAACAAGUUAAGCCUUUUCUCAUAUGGAAGUACAAUUACGGAAAAGGCUUCUCUCUCUAAUUUUGUGUUAUGCAUUGCCCGCGGCAACCAUGUUGCAUUAUGCAACAGCUUCCCAUAGCAGCCAUUUUGUGCCUCCAACUGCUCAGAAUUCAAAAGGUGCCCCCUGGUCGAAAAAGGUUGGGUGACCCCUGCCCUAAAGCAGGCACCCCCAAACUUGGCCCUCCAGAUGUUUUGGGACUACAACUCCCAUCAUCCCUAGCUAACAGGACCAGUGGUCAGGGAUGAUGGGAUUUUAGUCCCAAAAUAUCUGGAGGGCCAAGUUUGGGGGUGCAUGCCCUAAAGGUUUUCCUGAGGGCCAGCAUCUAAUCUUUUGGCGUCUAAGCAACCCAGCACCUGAGAUUUUUCCACCUGUUCCUGAAGCGGCCUGGUCUAAUUUUGCAUCCUAAAAUAAAUUAUUCGAGAGAGAUGAAUUUGCUUCUGGAGCCACAACCUGGCAGCAAUUGCACCAUUGCUCUCUAGGGAAAUUACCGUAUUUUUCGCUCUGUAGGACGCACUUUUUCCCCUCAAAAAAUUAAGGGGAAAUGUGUGUACAUCCUAGGGAGCGAAUGCAGGCUCCUUGGCUUCAGCAAUAGCAACGCAAAGCCUCCGAAGCGCAGAGGGAGCGCUCCCUCCGCGCUCCGGAGGCUACGCGUUGCUUUCACUGAAGCCUGGAGAGUGAGAGGGGUCAGUGCGCACCGACCCCUCUCGCUCUCCAGGCUUCAGAGAUGGCCGCCUGAAGCCUCCGGAGCACAGCAGGAACUCACGCUGCACUCCGAAGGCUUCGGGUUCCUUUUGCUGAAGCCGGGAGAGCAAGACUCUCCUGGCUUCAGCAGAGAGGGAGAGCUGCGCAGCGCCCCUUCAGCCAUGCGGGAGGAGAAAUGGAAGGGGCUCCGUUUCUCCUGCCACUUCGCUGAAGGGGCGCUGAGCAGAGAGGGGAAGAAUAUUUUUUUUCUUGUUCUCCCCCUCUAAAACAAGGUGCGUCCUAUGGUCGGGUGCGUCCUAUAGAGCAAAAAAUACGGUAACUCUCUCUCGCACACACACACACUUUCACCCUUGACUGUGUGUUUUUGUUCUCCCGUCCCUUCUCCUACACACCUCCCAGGCUCCCUGGACUCGCCGCUGUCCGACUCUGAGGAUGAGUGUCCCGAGGACAUGCGCCUGCCUGCGCAGCUCGGGUCCUACAGUUUGUGUGACAACCGGGCAGCUACUACCACUCCGCCUUGUGCCCGGGGACCCGCUCACACCGUGGUGAUCAGCCAGCCGGCACCCAUUGCCAAUCAGAUCAAGCAGCCACCCGAGGAUUCCAGUUCUGACUCGGUGAGGCCCUGGGAGGCAGAGAAGGGUGCAAGUCAUGGAUCUGGCCAGACUUUUAUGAACCUAAGAAGUGAAGAAUUUCCUUGCUGGUUGCGGCCAAAACUGCAUCUAGCUAGUGUGUUGCGUUAAUCAGUGGCCAGUCAGGGGCUCCUGGGAAGCUCUCAAGCAGGGCGUGUUAGAGAAUGCAGACGUUCCCAAUUUAGCUAGCGCAAGUGGAACCUGAAAUAAACUGUUUCAGUGCAGGCUGCUCUUGUUCACUGCCAGCCAGCAAGCCAUGCCCUUCGCCACAGCACUCCAUUCCAUCCCUCCCCCCACUUACUUUUCCUCCUCACUAGGGCUGGGCGGUAUAUAUCGAUACAGUGGUACCUUGGUUUGCAACCGUUUUGGAUUACAACCACCUCAAACCCUGAAGUGCGUGUCCCUUUCUUUGGAUUACAACCCAUUUUUUGGGGAUUACAACCCUUUUUUUUUCUGAGGCCCCAUUGGCGAAAGCGCGCCUUGGGUUACAAUCUGUUUUGGUUUACAACCAGACCUCCAGAACAGAUUAUGGUUGUAAACCAAGGUAUCACUGUAUAUCAUCCAAAACCAGUUUGAAGUCCAUAUUGUGAUGAUCAGUUUCAUAAUUUUUGACGUGACAUUAUAUCCCGAAUCAUGAUGCGUGUUAGGGCUGGGCAGUAUAUCAUCAUAAAUGGAUUUGAAGUCCAUAUCGUGGUAUCAGUUUCAUAAUUAUUGGCCUGGCAAUAUAUUGUGAAUCAUGAUACAUGUGUGUGCUACGCAAAAAUUGUGAUGCAGGAGAAACUGUGAAGCCAGCCAAUGCCUCUACCUAGCACCAUCCUUAUUUUGGACAUUCUGGUAUAUUGGUAUAUCGCGAUGCUUAGCUAGUGAUAUGUCGUGAUGUUGCAAACCAGAUAUCACCCAACCCUAACCCCCACCCCCCACCCCAAUAGUCAGUCACCACUCUUUAGCCACUGAGCAUGCUCAUUCCUCAGUGGUCUGUUUUAUGGGAGGUGGGCAAAGGGGUAUUUAACCUCCCUAGUUUUUCUAUUUUCCAAGUAUAUAUUUAUAAGGCUGCAAACCUCAGGGUUCCCCACCUUGCCCACGGCCCAGCCUGCUUAUAUACCUCCCUUUUAUGUGCGGCUAGCGGGUGGCGCUGUGGUCUAAACCACUGAGCCUUGGGCUUGCCAAUCGGAAGGUUGGUGGUUCGAAUCCCCGCGACGGGGUGAGCUCCUGUUGUUCGGUCCCACCUCCUGUUCGAAAGCAUGCCAGUGCAAGUAGAUAAAUAGGUACCUCUCCGGUGGGAAGGUAAACGGUUUUUCCGUGCGCUGCUCUGGUUUGCCAGAAGCGUCUUAGUCAUUCUGGCCACAUGACCCAGAAGAUGUACGCCGGCUCCCUCGGCCAAUAAAGCGAGUUGAGCGCCGCAACCCCUGAGUUGGCCACGACUGGACCUAACGGUCAGGGGUCCCUUUACCUUUAGUGGCUUCUCAUUUGCUCACGUACGCAAGAGAGAACCCAGGACAGCUUCCCCUGCCAACCUAGGCAUGCCAUCAUCUGUUUCCCCUAAGUGAUAGUCAAAGGAAGUUGGGGGCUGAGCUGCGUGGGGUUGGCAGAAGCCAGGCCUGCUUGUACCGCUUCUUACUUUUUCAUUCUGUAUUUAGGAGGCUGAGGAUGAGAAGGCAGUGCUGAUGGCAGCUGCCCAGAGCGGUGGCGAAGAAACCAACCUGCUCCUUCCAGAGCUGGGCAGCGGCUUCUAUGAAGUGGCCAGGUAACGGCAGCUAGGAUGCUCCCGAGUCUAUUUUGACUACAGUUCCCCCUUUUCAGAGAGAGGGCUGUACACCAGUGGUGGGGGACCUGUGGCUUUGCAGAUGCUAUGGAGCUCCAGUUCAGGGAUGUUGGGAGAUGUAAUCUUAACAACAUCUGGAGGUCCACAGGUUUCCCAGACCUGCUUGUACAGGCUCUUAGUGAGUUAGCACCUUGAGAUAGAGUGUGUGCAUGCACAUGUCUUAAAAUGGGACUGUGCCUAACGUGACAGCCCCAUCAGCAUCUCCAGGAGUUAUGCACCUUGUCUGCUAUCGCAGCAAGCUACAAGACUCUUUACUCUACCCUGGGUUUGCAUGGUGUAGUCCAAGGUUUCCCAAACUUGUGCCUCCAGCUGUUUUCGGACUACAACACCCAUCAUCCCUAGCUAGCAGGACUAGCGGUUAGGGAUGGUGGGAACUGUAGUCCAAAAACCGCUGGAGGCCUAAGUUUGCAAAACCCUAGUGUGGCCCCAUGCCAAAGUAACCACCGCCACUCCGAACCCAGCCAGGAUUUUGCCAGAUUUCCAGUUCCAUGACGUAGCACUUCACCAGCUCUUUUUGCACUGUUUCCUCUUUCUCCCUCCCUCUGUUUGCAGGGGCCUGACAGGGCGGCAGAUGUCAGAGCCGGGGGCUUGCGGAAUGGGGGUCUCUCCCUUAGACCUGCCCUCACCGGCCCAUUGGAAGGAGUGCCCCAUCUGCCACGAGCGCUUCCCGCCCGAGAGCGACAAGGAAACGUUGGAUACACAUGUUGACGGGCACUUCUUUUUCAGCACCCAUGACCCCUUCACCUUUGAGUAACGGUUUCUCCCCCCCCAAAACCCCCUUCCUCCCAACCACCACCAUGCCCCUUCUGUUUUCCCCUCUCUCUUCCAUGGGAUCCAGGCUGGGGAUAUAUGUCCUUCCUUCUCCCUUGAUAGUGAGAUUGCUAUGAGGAAUGCUUCGCCCCAGGAAGGGUAGCUUCAGCUGCUAGGUGACUCUUCUCUAUGGUCAGAGUCAACUUGCAUUAGGAGCAGCAAAGUUAGUUAUGUACACACACACACACACAUAUACUUCUAUAUGUGCACACAUUCAGCCAAGCUAAGCGUCAGUGACUGAGAGCUCAGAAGUUAAGAGUGUGUCUUCAUGGCACCCAGGGUAGGCACAUGUGUGCAGAGGGGGCAGAACGCGCCAGCCUCGCUGCCAAUGCAACGCCAGCCUCAAUGAUUCCAGCCUUGCAGAGCAGCUCAGGGAGAGUGGCAUGAGAAAGACACAACAGCCUUGCACCUCUUGAUCCCAGGCUCACCCUCGCUUUGCAAGGCUGGGACCGAAGGGCGCAUGGUUGCUGUGUCCUUCUCAUGCUGCCCUGCCGAUGCGGGCUGGAGGGGCAGCGUGAGGAGGGCCCAGCAGGGCAGGCAGGCGCCCUUUGGUGCAUGCCCGUUGUGCCCUCCUGACGCCCUGCCAACCCUCUGCUGUUUUGUGAGGCUGGGAUAUGGGAUCAGACCUGCAAAGCAGCACGGGGCUGGCAGGGGCGGGGUGAGGAGCAAAUGGUGCCCUCGGAAAAACUGCACCCCUUGCCCCCCCCACACACACUACACCUCAUGAGACCCUGUUUACUCACAGCCAGUUAUCCUGCAAUGGCAAGCAAGUUUGAAAAAGGGGCCGUCAAUCCUUGGCAAACUCAGAGGCCUCUUGACUCUCCUCAUCUUGCUCAUCCUAGCAAAACAAUAACAAAGGGGUAGUUGACAUGGCAUUGUCCAUUGGACUCCAACUCCCAUCAGCCCCAGCCAGCCUGGCCAGUGAUGAGGGGUGAUGGGAAUUACAGUAUCAGCGAUAGCUGGAAGGCACCGCAUUGGCUGCCCCCACCCAAAACAGGCCUUGCGAACGGUUGUCACCUUUUGGUGGGCCGAGCUCUCCGUUCAGCGGAGGGUCACUGCAACCUCAGCGAAAGGGUGUCCUGUGAUUCUUUGUUCGUGCAACAUGGGUUGCUUGUUCUUUUAACCACAGAACACUCUUAAAAUGGUAAGCACAGCCUCAUAGUGUUGGGCAGUUCACACAUGAAUCGCCCGUUCCCGGAGGUGGUGCUAUCAUCCUCACAUCCUUUUGCAGUUGUAGCCUGGGGACAGAAGAGUCACUGGGACACGUGGCAUUUCAAUAUUCCACUCUGAACACCAGAAUGCCAAAAGUUCACACAAUCAUGCAUGGUGACACACGCACACAGGUGGGUUUCUCACUCAAAGUUGGCCCUGGUAGCGUAGGAAGCAACACGGGUCAAGUUGUUCAGGAAAGCCCAAAACACAUUUUAAGAAUUAUUGAACUGCUAAGCCCCCCGGGCGCCAUGACUGCGAACCCUACACUGAUAAGCUUAGAACCGGCUUUGGCCAUGAGUUUGACGCAUACUGUAGACAUGGUGGUAAAGGGAUUCAUAGCACACAAAACAUGCACCCGUCUUAAGACCCUUGAUGGGGUCUGGAUCUGUGCCAUCCUUCCCGCACACUUGAGAUCUCAGCCAGAGGCCCUCUUGGGGAAUCCACACCCUAGGUCUGUGAGCUGUGUCCCCCCCUCCCCCCCGGGAAGGGAGUCUCCUCUGUAGCAGUUUCAUGCCUUUGGAACUCCCUCCCACUAGAACUGUGGCAUGCCGCAGGGUUCUCAGAAAGCCUUUGAACCUGUUUUGCAUUGACCAGCCUUCCCCGAGUAACGUUGCCCCUUUUGUUGGAUCGAAGCUGGAAUGUUACGGAGGUUUUGAGUGUGCUUUAUCUUUUUUGUUUUGUUUUUGUAACACUGGUUAUAUAUAAAUAUAUAUAGUUGCAGUUAUUUUCUUUAUUGUUCUAAGUCGCAGUAGACGUGGUUAACAUAAGAUAAUUUUUAAAUAAAUAAAGAGGGAGAGGGAAGGAUAUAUCUUCGCAAGGAGAGGGGCUUUGGGGUGAAGCAAAUGAGCAGGAACCCCCACACACACACUGAAUAGCAGCAUCCCAGGCUACAGGUUGAAUGAUUUGAGCGCUCUCCUCCCAUAGAAUGCCCCAUACGUGCACAACAUUUACAUGUCAGGAAUAUAGGAAGCCGUCUUAAACAGAGUCUGCCCAUUGGUCCACCUAGUUCAGUACUGGCUGCACUGAUUGGCCGCAGCUCCUCUGGGUUUCAGGCAGGGUUUCCCCCGAGGGAUUGAACCUGGGAUUUUAUGAAUGCAAAGCAAGAUGUCCUCCCACUCGGCUGUAGCCCUUCCCAAAAGUAGCUGGACCCAACUCCACAACACGCCCCUCCCCGCCGAGGUCGUAGGAAGCUGCCUUAUAUUGAGUUGUCAGACAAUUGGUCCAUCUCACUCAGAAAUGUCUACUCUGACUGGCAGGUUUCAGACGGCAUCUCUCUCUCCCCCCUCACCCCCUUCUUAGAGAUGUCUAGGACCAUGGGUAGGCAAACUAAGGCCCGGGGGCCGCAUCCGGCCCAAUCACCUUCUAAAUCCGGCCCACGGACGGUCCAGGAAUCAGCAUGUAUUUAUAUGAGUAGGAUGUGUCCUUUUAUUUAAAAUGCAUCUCUGAGUUAUUUGUGGGGCAUAGGAAUUCGUUCAUUUCCCCCCAAAAAAAUAUAGUCCGGCCCCCCACAAGGUCUGAGGGACAGUGCUGAAAAAGUUUGCUGACCCCUGCCUAGGACUGAACCUUCUACAUAAAGAGUGGGUGGUCCACGGCUGAUUUAAAACUAGUGUUUCCCUAGCAAGGAUGGAAUUUCCCUGGUCAGAGUAUAUAUUCCCCACUUUUCCCUGCAGUCUGAAAAGUGCCAGAACCAGCCACAGAUGCCUAGUGAGGCUUCUGUUCACCUAACUUUUAAUUCUUGAGUGUGCGUGAGCAGAAAGCAAACAGAUGGAUGCAAAUGAACGAAUGUGUGUAUUUAUCGUUCUAGCUAUAGCCCAUAUUCCAGCAAUACCCAAAAGAUUUUAUUGCUUGCAUUUAUAUGGUAUAUGGCAUUGUUUGUGUGUGUGUGUGUGUGUGUGUGUGUGUGUGUGUGUGUGUGUUGUUUUGUUUUAAAUAACAACUAAAGCAACCAGGGUAGUAGACACAUAAAUUAGAAUAAAGCAGAGAAAGACUUCUAAUAAAAACCUUCUGUAUGCCUCAACACCGCCAGGGAAAGAAAUUAUAUAAAUUCCAGGCAGUUCCCCUCCCACUUUAAACAUGAUCAAUAUAUUUCCUAAAUGUAGCUGCUGCCUUUGCAUAAGUAGCUAAACACUAAGGUUAUUUAUUCCAUGAUAAUUCAAGCUCAGAAAAUAGUCCAGCAAUAUUAUUUAAACUUUUGGGGGGAAACAGGAGCGCUAGAGUGAUGCGAGGUAAAAGCCAUUCCUUUCUUAGCAAGGAAUAAAAAGUAGAGAAGUUCACCCAUAAGGGGCAUUUUUAAAUUAAAGAUGAAUCCACAUACUGUUGAUCAGGGUGGUGGUCUGCAUCCCCCUGCCCCAAAAUAAAUUGGUCAAAUUAUGCACAUUUGCACAAGCAGUGAAGUAAUUCUGCAUCCACAAUAAAGAACAGCAAAUCUUUGGAUUUCAGAAGCAAAGGCCGGAUUGGGCUACUGCAGGAAAGACAGUGCAGCAACUAAUUUAUUGCAGGGUGCAAUAAUAAGAGCUGAAAACAUGGGCAGCAUUUGGGGGUUGCUUUAAAAAAGCAAUUAAGGAAGCUGCAUUUUGUAGGGUGCAGAAUUAGAGACUAGGCAUCUUAGUCCUGAUUAUCAGGCUUGUGUGUCCUACUCAGCCCAUACCCCCACAUUCUUCCCCCCAAAAAGUAAAUUAGGCAAAGUAUGAAUAUUUUUGCACCAUUGGCACAAAUUCUCCUUCCAAAAUAAAGGAUAGCAAAUGGGGUUAAAUUUCAGAAAAGAAGCAAGAAAAGGUGACUACGGGAGAGAGAGAGGCCAGUAGUACCUUAAAUGAUAGGCUGAUUUAUUGAAGCAUGCGUUUUAAUAGGGAAGAGCCCACAUCAUCAGAAACAGUACCAAACCACUGUAGGAUCUUUUCAAGAGAAUGAGAAGGGCAGAGAAGAGCAUGGAGACUGAUGCCGCAGCAGAGGGAUGUUAUUCAAGAGUAGCCACAGAGGAAAGUUGUGGAGGGAGGAUGCCAAAGACAUACCUGGGAAGCCAGAAUCACAUUCAUCAGCCUAUCUUUGCCAUCCUAAAUGUAUGAAACGAGGAGAGCUUUUGGGUUUUUCUGAGCUGGGAACCACUGAUGUGCAGAAUACACACAGAAUGGCUGUGAUGAUCCCCAUUUUAACAUGGAGGAAACCCAGUUUCUUUUUUUAAAAAACCACGUUUGGCAUGUUUGGGCUAUUGUGCAGCAGGAAGAUAGUGAGAGAGUGUGUGUGUGUGUGUGUGUGUGUGUGUGUGUGUUUGUGUGUGUGUUUGCUUGCUUGCCAGUACACAUAGCUUUGGGAUGCUGGUGGCGCUGUGGGUUAAACCACAGAGCUCUGGUUCGCCAGAAGCGGCUUAGUCAUGCUGGCCACAUGACCCGGAAGCUGUACGCUGGCUCCCUCGGCCAAUAAAGUGAGAUGACCACCACAACCCCAGAGUCGGUCACGACUGGACCUUAUGGUCAGGGGUCCCUUUACCUUUACCUUACACACAGGUUUGACAUGGGCAGGACAUGUGGGAUUUCUUUUAUGCCCAACUUCCACAAAAGAGGCAUCUCCACUACGGUCACAGUUAGGUGUGUUAUUGGUGCCAUGGGGAGCAGCCCGGAACAAAGGUUGACCCUGACAUAUCAUAUCUGGUUGAGAAGUUAUUCCCUAAGAUCUUCCUGCCUCCGUUGAAACAGGAGCAAAACCCACAUCUAGCUGCAGUGAUAGUCAAAGCUAGGAAUAGUAGUCUGCCCCCCAACUAGACGACCUUGUUGUCUCCCAGCCUGGUUCCCAUUGUUGGGCAGUUGUCUGACAGCCAAUCUACAUGUGUGGCCGGCCUGUACCAUUUAAACUGCAGGAGGGGAAUUACACCUUUGAACUCCCUGCUCACUGAAAGCUAGCAUGGCAGGGAGAACGGUUCAGUUGGAGCCUUCCUCGCUUUCUGCUAGUUUCUAUAGUUUUUUGGGGGGAGAGCAUUUUGAACACUUCAGACUGCUGAAGUGAUAUCUUAAAGCAGUGUUUCCCAGACUUGGUUCUCUGGCUGUUUUUGGACUACAGUUCCCAUCGUCCCUUACCGCUGGUCCUGCUAGCUAGAGGUGAUGGGAGUUGUAGUCCACAAACAGCUGGAGGCACAAGUUUGGGAAACAGUGCCUUAUGGAGAAAGCCGCACACUCCGAUUCUGCUGGAUGUUUCAACGGGCUCUGAGACCAGUUUGGAGGCCAGGGUCCCUGAUGGCUCAUCACAUGGUGAUUGAUGAUAGCAGAUUUCACCUUGGAAUUGUACUCUGUGAGAACUGCCAGAAGCAGAGAAAGGAUGAAUGAAGAGGUGACCCUCAUCCCCUAGUCAUAGUUCCUUAAGUAGACUUGGUUCCCUUCCCCUUUUUCCUUCCUGUUUUGUUGUUUUUAAGAAGCCCUUUCUCAAUGGUGCCCUGCCACUGCCUCUCCAAACUACCUACUGGCUGCUGCUACUGCAUGCAUCUCCCUUCCAGUACAUUUGCACCCCUUGCUGGGGUCCCAUUGUGUUUGGUUUAUUAGUUUCCCUCCCUUUUGAUCCCUCCCCAUCUCAUCCCUGUACAUAUACCCUCUGGCUCCCCCCUGUUAGUUGAGCUUUGCACUGGCUUUCUGCUAAUUUUUGGUUGCAAAUCCUUCAUUUUAUUCUGCCUGUUCUUCCUGGCGUCUGUGCCAGGCCCUGAGACGAAGGAUGCAAGGCUUGUAUGCAGCUGGAGAGAAAGGUCGCAUCCGUGCCACUCAUUUAAAGCACUCAUAUGCCACCUCCUCCCCCCUCCAAAAAAAUAGAAUGCUGGGAACUGUAGUUAAGAGUGCUGACCUCACAGAACUACAAUUCCCAGAAUCCUUAAACUACAGAUCCCAGGAUUCCCCAUUAAAGUGGUGUAGGAGGGCUUUAAAUGCAUGGUGUGGAAGGGACCAGAGAUGGCGACUCUCUAGCGACUGUGCCUUUUGGGGAGGCUGUGACGCCUCUGUUCGCUUGCGUGGGAACCUUUUGAUUGUGUGACGCAUUUGUGGCUGUGAGCUCUUCUCACCUGCUUUUUUCCCACCCAGUGGUUUGUUUGUUUUUUACUGAAUAUAAUAGUCAAUGGCGAAAAGUUCAAAGCAAUAACCCUCUUUCCCCUCCCCUCCCUCAACAUCUUGACAUACCCCCAAGUCUAUGUAUAGGGUGUACAUAUAUAUAUUUAUAUUUAUAUUUAUAUGACAUGUUGCAGCUAUUCUAAUAAAAUGCGGCCUCUCUGCAAAAACCUGCC